GGCCGAGUACUAAUUAACUGCCGCCGUCGUGCGACAAUCAACUCCCCGUCCCGCAAUGAGUGACACCGGCUUAUCUCCGACCGGAACGACCCGCAACCGACGACGACGAGAAGCUGACAGUGGCAGAAUUAUCGUCAUCACUGACGCCGGAAGCACCAGUGACGGACCGGCCGAUGAAAGUGGUCAUUUGUCUUCAUCAAAAUGGGGCCCUGCUGACGUGGCCACGACGAUGACAGUGUCGCCGGCUCCGAACGCCACCACCCGCCAACCCGUCCGGACACCGGUGUCCUACCCCUUGCUGUUGUUGUUGUUGUGUCUGUAAAGUUUGUGCCCGAAACGGACUAAAAUGUGACAGCCGCGGCACUCCAAAACUGGUCAAAGUAGGCUAGCGAAAUCCAACUCCUUCGUCACAUUCCUACCCCCUACCGCGGUGAACUCGAACAAAAACAAUGUAAAAAAAAAAACUGUCAAACUGUCUUACCCCUCGCGCGCGCUCUAUCUGUCAAAACAAAAAAAAACGUAAACAAAACGCCUGCACCACUUGUGUCACCAACAAAGCAAAGCAAAAAACCGUCGGGAUCCGCCGAAAAGUAUGAUCCAUCUGUACCCGCUGGAGGAGCAUCCACAUUUUUGUUCAUUUUACUGGGGCGGUUUCAACGGGAGCACCCUUGCGGCGGCGACGGCCGGUAGCACCAGCGACUUUAUCACGCCCGCCAGCAUCAACUACGAUGGGACGCUACGCAGUGGGCUGUACGAGGACCCACGGAUCGAGAACUUGCGCAAGAUCUCGUACGGCGUGGCGCUGCCCAUCAUUUGCGCCCUCGGCAUCGUCGGGAACGUGCUGAACCUGGUGGUGCUGACCCGCCGGAACAUGCGCGGCACGGCGUACAUCUACAUGCGGGGCUACUCGGCGGCCGCCCUGCUCGCCAUCAUCUUUGCGAUUCCGUUCGGCAUGCGGAUGCUGAUCCACCGGGACUCGGGCCGGUGGCGCAACUUUGGGACGGCCUUCUACCACGCCCACCUGGAGCUGUUCCUCGGGAAUGGGUGUCUGGGGGUCGGCGUCAUCAUGCUGCUGGUGCUGACGAUCGAGCGGUACGUGUCGGUGUGCCACCCGGGCCACAUCCGGCGCAUCUGUCCGCCCCGCGUCACCGUUGUGCUCAUCCCGGUGCUCACCUUUCUGAUCUACCUGCCGUCGGUGCUGCGCGGCGAGAUCGUCAAAUGUGUCUUACAAUCCGAUGGAACAAUAAUGUAUCAUAAGCGCGAUAAUAUGAAGUUUUUAGACUCGUUGUUUUACUCGAUUUACAAGGUGAUAUUGGAGAUCGUGUUCAAGCUGGCGCCGACGGUGCUAAUCGCCGGCUUCAACCUAAGGAUAAUGAUCGUGUACCGUCGUACCUGUGAUAAGCGCCGCCGCAUGACGCUGUCCCGGAUCAACACCAAGGACGAGGAUCCGCGGAAGUUUGCCGAGGAGCGGCGGCUCAUGAUGCUUCUUGGCAGCACCUCGCUUCUCUUUCUGAUCUGCGUCUCUCCGAUGGCACUUCUCCACGUGACACUUUCGCCGGAACAUCUGUCCAGCUAUUCCUUCCAGCUCUUCCGAGCCCUUGCCAACCUGAUGGAGCUGAUCAACUACUCGCUGACGUUCUACAUCUACUGCCUGUUCAGCGAGGACUUCCGGAACACGCUCUUCCGGACGAUCCGGUGGCCCUGGUUCGAGAAGCCGCUCUACAACCGCGGAACCGAGUUCCCCCUAAAGCACCCCGCGUCCGGAUCGAUCCUGAACGGCCACCUGCACCACCACCGCCAAUCGAACGGGAAGCGCCGACUCGCGAACGGUUCCUCCCCGGCCAACGGUUCCCUCCUGCACCCCUCCUCGAACCUGCACAGUCCGCACCUGUCGCCGGCUUCCGGCUGUGGUGGCGCCGCCGACCUCCACCACCUCCAGCACCAGCUCCUUCUGACGGCCACUCCGACGACGACGAUGACGACGGCCACGGCCAGCAGCACGCCCCAGCAUCAGCACCAUCUGCAAGUCACGUUGACGGCCGCGACCACGACGACGACGACGACCACCUCCGGCGGAUCGUCGUCCGGGUUCUGUACCGGCGGGUCGAGCAUCAACGGGCGAUCGUCGAGCAUUUGACACAUUAGCCGGUCCGGGAGUGUUUCCAGUGGGGAACUUCCGGAUGGGAACGGCGGCGAGUUGGUUACGGUUUUCGACGGAGGGUUUUUGGUGGAUGGGGCGGGACCGGAGCCGGUUAGCGUUUGACCGGAGGGAGGAGGAGGGGGAA
Culex pipiens pallens (northern house mosquito) is the source of this 2285-nucleotide messenger RNA. RefSeq names its product probable G-protein coupled receptor B0563.6. The transcript has 8 exons. Gene Ontology annotation, molecular function: G protein-coupled receptor activity. Gene Ontology annotation, biological process: G protein-coupled receptor signaling pathway. The record is from RefSeq and is a predicted model, not a curated record. Gene Ontology annotation, cellular component: membrane. Bases 593 to 2137 code for a protein of 514 amino acids. Lineage: Eukaryota; Metazoa; Arthropoda; Insecta; Diptera; Culicidae.